Seriola aureovittata is the source of this 6474-nucleotide messenger RNA. It is a transcript of the gene nhsl3, whose product is annotated as KIAA1522 ortholog. The record is from RefSeq and is a predicted model, not a curated record. The transcript has 10 exons. Bases 660 to 5294 code for a protein of 1544 amino acids. Gene Ontology annotation, biological process: cell differentiation. NCBI's taxonomy places the organism in Eukaryota, Metazoa, Chordata, Actinopteri, Carangiformes, Carangidae.
CGUGACCCAGGGGUUCCCCUCCUGAGGGAGACUGGGAUGACUGCACCUGAUCCCCGGAAAGGAGGCUAGGAGAAAAUAUAAAAGGAAAGCCAACUGUAUGACAAGAAACUACCAAUGACUUGUGCAGGUCAAGUAAAGGACUCAACACUGAAGCUAAAAUACUAAAUCCCAGCUGUUUGGAGCUAGCCAGCACUGAAAUGGAGUACCUAACUCCUAACAGCACUGUGAGAGGUGGGAGGAGAGGCUGGCUCUCAUACAGAGGGAGGGACUGACUGUUCAGAGAGCAUGGAGCUUCAUUCACUCUGCUAAACACACACAUGCACACACACAUACAUACACACACACACACACAUGCUCCGCAAGGCUGUUCUCAGGCUGAGAGAAAAGAGGGGAGCGGAGGAGACGACAGCACGUUUUCCGACCUUUUUUCUCUCUUUCCAUCUCGACCUGUCUCUCUUAUUCUGCUGAUCUCAUUGUUGUCCCAGGUGGUGACAGACAGGAAAAACAGAGACGCUGAGCGAGGCCAAAGAGGGACAGAGGGGUUCAUCAAACCCUCCGAAGGAAGAGAGAUUUCAGAUCCUGUAACCUAUUUCUGACAGAAGACACACACUGAUUUAAGGGGAGGUACUGGGCCUUAGCUCCCAGGACCAACCUCCAGGAUGUCCCGGAGGAGGUCCACAGGUGACCUGGUGCCCAGGGACAUCACUGAGAUCUUAGCCCGGGAAGCGAGGGCUCAGCGUGGGCAGAGGAAGCCGGGAAGCUCCUUGGGGCAGGCCUUCAACUGGUUAAAGGGGAGCCGGAAGAAGAAGAGCAUCGGCAAUGGAAUGAACCGAACUGGUACUGGUGUGACGGAUGCCAAACUGGGACUUCAGAACCAUGAUCCUGCUAAAGCUGGCCCAAAGGGUAAUGAAGACCAGAAGAGAUUGACGGUCCACUACACGACCUCGCAGCACCACCAGGAGAAUGUCUUCAUUGAGGGAAGCAGGCCUCAGUACCUGGAGGACCUGCACACUGAGGCUCAGGAGGGACUGAAGAUACUACAGCAGGAAGAACACAAAAAUGGAGUGAACUUCCCCGACGAUGAAAGCAUUGCUUCCUCAGACACCCUCUGUCCAGAGCAGGAUAUCAGCUCCAAGGACAGAGGUGACUAUCCGGAGUUGAUAUCCACCACCGGGAAUACUGAUACCACAGUAACCUCUUCUGCGUCAACAAGACCUGUGCUUACCCGCCAAGGUUCCACUUUCAAACCACUGAAUCCAGUGAAAAGGUUAGAUAAGAGCAAGAAGAGGACAAGGAGGACCACCAUCAUGGGUAUUCCCAACCAGGUCCAGAAAGAGCUUGCACUGCACAGAAGCUCCACCUUCCAGCCGCUUGUGUCUACACAGCUCCCUAAUCACAAUGGACAGGUCACUGACAGCCAAUCAGGGGUUGUUAUCAUUCCCACAGUUGAUGGAGGGACUCCGACAGCAAAUAAGGAGGGAGCAAGAGUGCACCUUUCAGAGCUAGAGCAGGCAUCAAGAGAUGAGCAGCUGCUUAGGAAGCACCUCCAGGCAAUGUACCAGGAUGAGCAGCCCCUCAACCACCAGGGCUUUGGCUCCCAUCUCUGCCCCACCCCCAGCCUGAGACCCAAGUCUGUUGCAGUACCUGGCAUGACCACCUCCUCCUCCUCCUUCUGUCCUUCAGCAAUGUUUAGCUUCCUCCAGGAACCCCAGGGCCCAGUGAUGUCCAUAUCUCCUCAGGCCACUUACUUGUCUACGAUCAUCCCUAAUGCGGUGUUGCCAGCCUCGAUUGAAGUAAUAGAGAUUGACCGCAGCAGCCGAACUCGAGGUAGCAGCGUCAACCAUGGCAGCGGUGUCCGCACUGUAAGCAAAAGCAGCCUGGCAUCUGGGGACUCAUCAGUCAGCCCUUUGUUGUCCAGAAGGUCCGAAGGUGACGGUUCCCAGACUGAACAUUCCUGCAAUGACUCCACACCGAUGCCCGCAUCGACUUCGGGGUCAAACUGGAGCGAGUCACAGUCUUCAAAGACCAUGAUUUCAAACUCCUCCCCUGUAUCCUCUAAGGGGAGCAGAGACAGGGGUAAUUCCCAGAGAGUGGGUCUCAAUGGACAGGAAAGCCAGCAAGAGCACUCUGGAGGAGAUCAAGACCUUGUCAGUCUACGUAUCUCAGUUUGCGGGAUUAGCAGCCCCAACAGUAAAAGUGAACAUCUUGUUACAGGUCAAGGAUCUGAGUCUGGUGAGUCAGGGUCAGUGACUGCUGGGGAGGAUGCAAAGAACAAGCGCAACUUCAUUCGAAGUCUCUCAAUCAUGAAGACCAAACAACCUCCAGCACCUCCACGGAGAACAAACUCUCUCCAUAGUAACAAGUUCAGGAGUAACGCCAGGGUUCUGGUGGAAAGCAAAGAUCUUAAUGACUCUGUGUCCGGAGAGGUGGAAACUGGUACAGAAAAUACUGCAGCUAAGGAUGAGAUUAAGUUGGUCACUGGAGAUACUAAUAAGGUCCCCACCCCUGUAUCAAGCUCUACUAGAUCCAGCUCUCCAGAUGUUUCCUCAGGUCCUCUGAGCCCCACAAAGACUUCUUCCAAAGAGGCUGGAGGGCCACCAGAGGCCCAGUCAGAAUCCAGCAGCUCCUCCCCACAGAAAACUCCCUCAGAAGGGGGGAAAUUUGAACGGACCAUGUCCCCCUCCAGUGGCUACUCCAGCCAGAGUGGAACUCCAACACUUUCCCCUAAAGGUAUCUCCCCAACCUCCCCAGAAAAACAGAAGAAGAAACCGGUCAAACCAGAGAGAUCAGUGUCUCGGGCCUCAUCCUCAGCAGCUUCUCCUUCCUCCUCUCUUACCUCUCUAUCAUCAGGUACAUCUGAGCCUGUCAAUCCAGAUGUUCCCACAUGUAGCCCCAGCCUGCCUCCACAGGAAACUCCAGCCACUGUUACUCCAACUGAAUUCACACCAAAUAACAAUUCGUCAACUUUGAGAGUAGAAAUCCAAGAGCUGUUGAACAUCCCACCCCCUCCCAAGGUCAAAGCACCAUGUCCUCCUCCUCCAGAGACAUGGGUCCACAACAGACGCACCUUUGAGCUCCUGUGUGGGCCCUGCCCCAAUGUCAGCAAAGAAACUCACAAACCCACACAGAUACAGGACGGCACAGUUAAACAGGCAGGAACCCAGACUAAAGCCAGAAAGGAAGUGCAAGUUUUAGAUGAAAAACAGACAACUAUCGACGUCAAACCCGUCUUAGAAUUGUCAGAAAGCAAAGCAAAGCUUGAGACAUUGUUAGCAACUGAUCCUGAAGAUGUCCACAAGGAACUAGAGAACAAGGAACAUGCAGGUACCGAAACAAAGGGAGUGGAAGCAAGUGUAGAUGUUCAGAGACAAGAGCAGAGUAGUAGCCCUGUACUGAAGGACCCCAAGAAUCAAGAGACAACUCCAAAGAAAGAACCCCCUCCUGUGAUGAAGAAACCCACGAACAUACUGCACAGAGAGGAACUGAAAUUAACAGAGCAGUCAGUAGAGAUUCAGCAAAAGGACAUGAGUGGCAGUGCUACGCCAGAAGUUCGUAUAGUUGUUGAGAACCAUACGACCUCUUCACAGGAUGGGGUUACGACUUUAGUUGAAGUUAAGAGCGAGAAUGAGACGGACAGAGGUGAGGUCCCAUCCAUGCAAACACUUUCUGUAGAAGUCCCCAAAAUUAAUAAGAUCUCACCACCUCCUACCCCACCCCCGCCAUACCACCCUACACCUCCUCCCUCAAGAAAGACACCUCCCUCUUCAGUAUCUAUGCCACCGGAUGAAUUACAGAGGGUACAGGAGGAGACUCACUUUGUCGAGUCUUGCUGGCCACCUCCUCCACCUCCUUUGGAAGGGGACUCAGUCUUUGAUGGAGGGGAUGAGGUCGACUUUCCUCCUCCUCCGCCACCAUUUGUAACAGAUGCGGUGCCAGAUGUGAUGGACAGUUGUGUCAAACAGCUGGAUGACCUUAACAAGCAUACUGUGGCUGCACAGGAAGUUGGAGAGACAAUUAAGGACCCAAGUGAAACUGUGACAUCUAUACAGGAACAAAAUCCAGAUUUGCCCAGUGCUGUUCCACAAUUGGUAGUAAAUGACAACAAACCAGAGGUUGCUGUGCAAGUUUCCAAAGCUAACACUGCUGAUGAGAUUUCUUGCAGACCAGUGGAGAAUGUUUCGUCUCUUAUAGAUGGUGUCCCACUUCCACCAGUUGAGGCACCGCCUUUACCCCCUAUAACAAGAGCAGAGAACCCAGUAUUAGUAUCUGCUUUAGUUCCUUCAAGCAGUUUCCUAAAGCGAGACUCUGUGAAAAUUGAAGAUCAGUCUGGGCCUCCCGUUAGUCCCCAAACUCCAAUUAAAGUCCCAGCAGCGCCCCCUCUACCGGCAGAUAAUUUAAGCCAUGGGGUUAAUUUCAGAAGGCAGCCCAGUGUAUCAAACCGGGACACCAGGAGCAAGGAACUCCUUUCCCGUCACAAAAGUGCACCCAUUCCUAAAGAGGAUGCGAACAUACCUCUUGUCACCCCGUCCCUGCUUCAGAUGGUUCGCCUCAGAUCAGUCAACAUGACUGAAGAUCAGGUGAAAUCUUCCUCCGAAGACAGGCCAACAAACGAGGGAGCUCCACUUCAGGAGAAUUGCUCAGUUUCAAUCCCAGGACCUCAAAACAUCCCACAAAAGCCCAUCCGCAAGUCUCUGUCUCUAAAAUCUCCACCUCAGACAGUAAAAGCAUCCUCUGUGACACUGAACACCCCUUCACUGCGCUUACAGGAAGCCAUACGUAUGAAAACUGCAGCCAUGUCUUCAAGAGAUGGUCUUCCCUCCAGACUGGGUGUGAGAUCAUCCACUUACAGCUGUGUCAGUGAACCUGGAGCUCUGUCUCUGAAAUCACCUGAAGGAUGCGAUGUGCACAAGUCCCCAGCCUCUACCGCUAGCUUUAUCUUCUCCAGGAGCACAAAGAAGGUCGUCAUAGAGACUGCAGCUGCCUCCUCGCCCGAAGCUCAGGCAAGUUUGAAGCAAAGUUUAGCAGCCGAGCUCAUGCACGUGUCUGACCAAUCAAGGGCUGUCACUUUCUCCAAUGGUGGAGUGAAGUGUGACAAAGUUCCUCCGCCGGUGGCUAAGAAGCCAGCGCAUGGCAGCAUCAGUCCUUCACAGCAUUACGCUGCUUGUUCAGGAAAGAUGGAGUACUGUGUUGAGGGAAAUGGAGCAAUAGGAGGAGUACAACAUGCAAGUGGAAUAACACCUCCUGAGACAACAACUACGAGAGUGACAGCAGACACAAUUGAAACGCUGUUUUGAAAGAGUUUUGCAGUGAUGAUGAAAUGAGGACCAUACUCAUGCCAGAAGCAAAGUAAAAGGACAACUCACAGCAGAUACUGACAUUACUGAGAGACAAUAAGCUCAACUAUCUGAGUGUUGUUGUGUAUUAAGUCUUCUCCAAAAGCCUUAGCCUGUUAAUGGCCUUCCUACAUAUUUAUGCAAAAAAUGUGUCGCUCCCAAUUUCUUAUGAUAGCUUUAUUCUGGAGUAUUUUUCUAAGCGAUAGUUUAUCUCUUAUUAAGGCCCCUCAGGAUGAAAUGGUGUACAUUGGCUCAAGUGUAAAUAUUUGGCUUGCGUGAGAUCGCCUCCUAGAGGUUGAAUUAGGUAGUGGUCACUGCAGCUCAGAGUGUGAAACAAAGCAUUUCUGUACAGAAGUUUGUGUGUUUUUUUUCCCUGUUGUAAUAUAAUACAUAAUUUUGAUGGGGAUUUAAGCAGUUGUCGGAAAAGGCUGACAAUGGCAUCCACUACAGGACAAAUCUGCAUUUUUAUCACCGUCUUUGCUUAAAGAUCUGAGUAAAAGCACGACACUCAUUUUUACUCCUGGCUCAUCACUGUGUGGAUAGACAGAUCUGAAAUAGUAUUUGAAAAAAAAAAGGGAUGCUGCAUACUUACAAGAAUGAGAGAGAUUUUUUUUUUUGUCAGUUAAGACAGAAGCAUGUUUGUAAAGUUACAGAUGAUAAACCAUGAAGACUUAACACAAAAGCAUCUGAUUACAGCAACAGCUAAAAUGUCAAUUAGAUGCCUAUACAUAAUCCAUUUCUUGGAUAUAGUAAGGGUCAAUCCAACACAUUGUAUGAAACCUUUUUAGGAAACAGUAACAAAAGUAUCCUAUUUAUUUAUGUGUGAUUGUUUCCACUAGUAGCACUGUCAGUCACCUUUUCCUACCAAAUAUGAAAUAUUUAAGAAUCUAUUUCAUCUGAAAACCACUUUUAGGGCUAUGGAUGUGAAGAUUGGCCCUGGAUGAUUGAUACACUGGAGUAGACUUAGUGUGAGGUCAGUGUUUUUAUUAAAUGUUCUCUAUCUAAAUCUUUAAUGGAAAAAAAUCAAGCUCAUCUCUAUUUGCACAAAAUGCUUUCCCCCAGCAAAAUCAUCAGGAGUGAAUUAUACCGACUCUUCCUAAUGGGUCGAAAAUCUACGUUUUGAUGAUUAUAAAGAAUUAUG